AUGUUCUGCCUGAGGCACCACCAAGUCCCCAAUCCACUUGCGUCAUCAGGCACCAAGGCAUCCCAGUGGUCAUGUACAUCUACCCUUGAUCCCCGUCUAGAGGAUCUGGGGAAGAUUAUCAAGGAUGAAUACGCGGUAGUUCGCGAUCACUAUGAAACUCCAAAAUAUCCCAUUGUGCUUGCCCAUGGUCUUCUUGGAUUUGAUGAGCUACGUCUGGCGGGCCCUUUCUUUCCAGGGGUCCAGUACUGGCGUGGGAUCAAGGAAGCCCUAUCUAUGAAGGGUAUCGAAGUGAUCACGGCUACGGUUCCUCCAUCGGGCUCCAUUGAGAUGCGUGCCCAAGAGUUGGUCAAGGAUAUCGAUCAAGCCGGUCUUGGAAAAGAUGUAAAUAUUAUUGCAUCAAGUGGGUUGGAUGCUCGAUACAUGAUAAGCCGUCUCAGACCGAAGAACUUCAAAGUCUUGUCUCUGACAACCAUUGCAUCGCCUCAUCGAGGUUCGGCGGUUGCGGACUAUGUCCUUGGUCAGAUAGGUGAUGAACGACUGCCUCAGUUAUAUCAAGCCUUAAAGAGAUUCAAGGUUGAAACGGGGGCUUUCUCCCAGUUGACCCGCGAUUACAUGGAGAACACAUUCAACCCAAAUACACCCGACAUCGAGGAUGUUCGUUACUUCAGCUAUGGCGCAGCGAUGGAACCAAGCUUUUGGUCCGUUUUCUGGUAUUCUCACCGUGUCCUUAAAGAGAUCGAAGGCUACAAUGACGGGCUCGUCAGUGUGGCUAGUAGCAAAUGGGGAAAGUACAAGGGGACCCUUGAAGGAGUGAGCCACCUAGACCUGAUCAACUGGACAAAUCGGUUGAAAUGGCUGGCGGGUGAGAUUACUGGAAAUAGGCAAAGGUUUAACGCUGUUGCAUUUUAUCUUGACAUUGCAGACAUGCUUGCUAAGGAGGGCCUUUGA
Molecule: messenger RNA, 948 nt
Organism: Aspergillus clavatus NRRL 1
Lineage: Eukaryota; Fungi; Ascomycota; Eurotiomycetes; Eurotiales; Aspergillaceae
Product: triglyceride lipase
Exons: 9
Coding region: 1-948 (315 amino acids)
Molecular function (GO): triacylglycerol lipase activity
Source: RefSeq, a predicted model, not a curated record